Talpa occidentalis (Iberian mole) is the source of this 1434-nucleotide messenger RNA. It is a transcript of the gene CLDN5, whose product is annotated as claudin 5. The record is from RefSeq and is a predicted model, not a curated record. Gene Ontology annotation, cellular component: bicellular tight junction; plasma membrane. Lineage: Eukaryota; Metazoa; Chordata; Mammalia; Eulipotyphla; Talpidae. Bases 170 to 832 code for a protein of 220 amino acids. Gene Ontology annotation, biological process: bicellular tight junction assembly; cell adhesion. Gene Ontology annotation, molecular function: structural molecule activity. The transcript has a single exon.
CCCGAGGCUGAGCUGCAGACCCGCUGGGCGGACGGACAGAAAGGACUGCGAGCCGAGGCGCGGGCGCGGAGGUAGUAGGGCCCGUUUAGGGCCCGAGCGCCUCGCCGGAGGUACCUCGGCGUCCGCCCGCAGGCCCCUGGACCGUCGGACGCGCGUCUUGCCUCCAGCCAUGGGGUCCGCGGCGCUGGAGAUCCUCGGGCUGGUGCUGUGCCUGGUGGGAUGGGUGGGCUUGAUCCUGGCGUGCGGACUGCCCAUGUGGCAGGUGACCGCCUUCUUGGACCACAACAUCGUGACGGCGCAGACCACCUGGAAGGGGCUGUGGAUGUCGUGUGUGGUGCAGAGCACCGGGCACAUGCAGUGCAAGGUGUACGACUCAGUGCUAGCCCUGAGUACCGAAGUGCAGGCGGCUCGGGCUCUCACGGUCAGCGCCGUGCUCCUGGCGCUGGUUGCGCUCUUUGUGAGCCUGGCGGGCGCGCAGUGCACCACCUGCGUGGCCCCCGGCCCCGGGAAGGCGCGCGUGGCCCUCACGGGCGGCGCGCUCUAUGCGCUCUGCGGGUUGCUGGCGCUGGUGCCACUUUGCUGGUUCGCCAACAUCGUGGUCCGCGAGUUCUACGACCCAAGCGUGCCCAUGUCGCAGAAGUAUGAGCUGGGCGCAGCGCUGUACAUCGGCUGGGCUGCCUCGGCCCUGCUCAUGUGCGGCGGCGGCCUCGUGUGCUGCGGCGCCUGGGUUGGCGCCGGCCGCCCAGACCUCGGCUUCCCGGUCCCGGUCAAGUACUCCGCGCCGCGGCGACCCGCGGCCAGCGGCGACUACGACAAAAAGAACUACGUCUGAGCGCGCCGAGCACCGCGGGUUUCCUCGCGACAAUCACGCCCGCGAGCCGGACACUGGCCCAGGGAGCCCUGCAUGGACGGCGAACUCCGCUGGGCCGCGCGGCGCCGAACACAGGCUCCGCAGAACCGCCACUACUCCAGGACGCGGCCCGCAGGCAGAAAUCUGCUCCCAGCCUGUUCCGUCAGCCACCAGCCGCGCCCUGCCCCGAGCCAGCGAAAGAACUUGGAGGACUCGCUCAGUUUCUUUUUCUGCGCGCACCGCCGACUCUUAUCUUUGUGGGGCGCGCGAUCCACCUGUCUUGUAGCCACUGGACUGAAAAUGCCUCUUCUCUCCCUGACUCUGCGGGUCUUGGAUGCCGCAGUCAUCCCCACGGGCUCCUCCUGAUUCCAGAGAGGCAAAAGAAUAAAGAACCCAAGGCUGCGGGAGAAAUGUGCAGCCGGCCUUGGCCCCGUAGGCGGGACCUGAACCCAGGACGAAGAGACUUGGACCUCACCCGGCAAGCUCCCAAAGGGAGGCUUAUGGACACCAGACCCUGGGUGUGGGGCUGGGGCCCUGCGCAGCUUAUGGGGAGGGUAAUAAUUUGUUUAGUAAAUGGUUUCAAC